Labrus mixtus (cuckoo wrasse) is the source of this 3254-nucleotide messenger RNA. RefSeq names its product RPA-related protein RADX. NCBI's taxonomy places the organism in Eukaryota, Metazoa, Chordata, Actinopteri, Labriformes, Labridae. Gene Ontology annotation, cellular component: replication fork. The coding region runs from base 49 to 2556 and encodes 835 amino acids. Gene Ontology annotation, molecular function: single-stranded DNA binding. The record is from RefSeq and is a predicted model, not a curated record. Gene Ontology annotation, biological process: regulation of DNA repair. The transcript is spliced from 19 exons.
UUUUUCCUCCCACAAUGCACCGCACUGUUAUUGUUCUGCCUGUCCAACAUGGCGGCUCCUGGCUGCAUCUUCCACAGAACCCUGACCCGGUCCAGAUCCGGUCCACACCAGGCGUCCUGUCCAGCUGUCUGCAGAGAGUCUCUGUUUGUGCUGGAUGUGCACCGUUACAGCAGAGACCAGGGAUCGUCUGUCUACUUCCCCCAGGCUGUCCUCAUGGGUGACGACUUGUAUGACAUCACGCUGACAGACGGGGACUGCAGGCUUCGAGUCACUCUGGAUCCUGGUCUGAACCGGCUGGUGGAGAGAAACGUCCUUCAGCCGGGGUCAACGCUACGUAACGCCACUUUCACGCCUGCCAUGGCGGCUCAGCUCCCAGAAUGCACCGGCGUCUCUGGAGAGAAAGACAGUUACAGACUGGUGAAGGUGGAGGUCACAGAUGAAGCUGGAGGUGAGGAGGGCGGAGUCAGAGGAAUAAAUGUAGGCAGCGACUCGCUGCCCUGGUUUGGACAGACUGAAUCUGAAGGUUCUCUACUACCCCUGAGAGCCAAUCGGAGCGUGUUUUUGCCUCUCUGGAACAGUGUGGACUACAGUGGGGAGGAGUGGAGGGAAGCUCCGCCCACUGACGAAGAGAGAGAUGAAGAAGAGGACGAAGAACAUCGUCCUUCUGUGACCGUGUCGGAGCUGAGAGACGCCUUCCUGUGUGGUCACCGGAGCGUUACCAGGGGAACCGUGAGACACCAGCUGAUUGUACGCGUCAUUAACAAGUCACACCUGAUGUAUUAUGGGAAACCAGACAGGAACUGUGACUGUCCAUAUAAGGCAGUCUUGGAGGCGUCUGACCAGACAGGAAGUGUGUGUGUGGUGAUGUGGAAUAGUGUGUGUCUCACCUGGUAUCGCUGCCUCAAGCCCGGUGACAUCAUCAGCCUGAGACACUAUCGAGUCAAACAGCACUACCAGGCGGAGAUUGAUGACAUAGAGAUCAGUGUGAACAGCAGAAAUCCUGCUGCUCGCAUUUCCAUUCUCCCAGAAUCCUCUGUGUCACCUGAGUAUGUUCCACCUGUGCCCACCUACAGCUUCUACAACAGUGAGGAGCUCUCUGACCGUCCUAAUGGCGAUGUCUGUGAUGUCAUCGGCCUGCUGACGUUCUCAGGAAGAUCAGAGCGAAUCAGGGACAAGGAUGGAAGAGGGGCGGAGCUCUUGGAGUAUCACUGGCUGCGAUUGGAAGACGGGGCGAGCAAUUGGCCAAUCAUGGUGAAGCUUUUCUCCACCUCUCAACCAGAAUCCCACAACAAGCUCCACCCACUGUCGGUGGUCGUUUGUACGGGACUGAAGGUGAUCAGAGCUGCAGACCGGACAGACGCCUGCUACCUGACUAAUACCACAUACACACAGGUGUACUGCACAGGACUUGGCCACCACUCAGAGAUGAAAUACCGUAAGCUCCGCCCGGUGCGACAGUUCCUCCAGUGGCUGAAGAGCCAGGAUGAUGGACAGGUGCUGGGCAGGGCUCUGAUUGGAGGAUUCUUUAUCUACCCGCCUCCUCCCGUUUCCUUGGAAACAUACAUGAAAGAAAGGCGAGGUGAGCCUGGUUUCCUGCGAGGGGCGGAGCUACAGAGAGAGGUGGAGAGGCUCUGUUACCGGGAGCGUCGCACCUACUGCAUCCAGGCAACCGUUACCAUGGUUACAUACAGCCGCAGAGGAGAGGAGGAUCGCUGUUUGUUUUGGAUGGACAGAGCUUCAUCUCUGUCCCCCCCCUCCACCUCCUCAUCCUCCCCCCGCCUCUCGAGGUCGUCCCCUCACCCCUCCCCCUCCUCCACUCCUCUCUCGGUCAGACCUCCUCUCUCCUCCUCUUCUUCCUUUUCUCCAACGUCUCCCUCCUCGUCCGUCGGCCAGCUGACGCCCAGCCGUCUGGAGCGCAGACCCAGCAGGAAGACGAGGAAGAGGAAGCAGCUGCUGCAGACUGACACUCCAAAGAAGAGGCACCCGCGGGUCACAAUGAGACCUGAACCCAACAACAAGACAGUCAUUCUGUUUGAAGCCUCCAUGGAGUUUCUUGAGAACACAAAUUCCGAUGAAGGUGAGGAUGAAGAAGAUGACACCUCAUCGUACGUCACCGCUCCACUCCUCCCCGUCUUCCCUCUGGUUGCCGUGGAGACGCUGCCGAUGCAUUACGACCAUGCUCGCAAAGAGGACCAGGCGGGCGUCGUGGCAAUGGGUGGAAAGGCGACAGAUGAUGGCGGGUUUGACUUCGCUCUGGAGGAUUACUACACACUGAGACUAAAGGCUCUGUCCGAUAGCGUGAUGGUGGACGUCGUCUUCCUUCCUCACUCGUCCUUUGCUCUCUCUCCUCCGCUCCACCAUCACUCCAACACCUGGAGCUCCAUCCUAUCACACGGAGCCUUCUCCUCACACACACCUCCACCUUCACCAGCUGACCUCAUCACCAUGGCCGCACAGCUGGCCAAUCAGAGGCUUGUAUGUGUCCUGGAGGCGUGUCACCUGGGCGGAGCCAAAACUGAACUGAUCCUGAGCCGAGCCUUUCACCUAACAGUCUGACACACACACACACACACACACACACACACAGACACAUACACACACACACACACACACACACACACACACAGACACACACACACACACACACACACACACAGACACACACACACACACACACACAGACACACACACAUACACACACACAGACACACACACACACACACACACACACACAGACACACACACACACAGACACACACACACACACAGACACACACACACACACACACACACACACAGACACACACACAGACACACACACAUACACACACACACACACACACAUACACACACACACACACACACACACACACACACAGACACACACACACACAGACACACACACACACACACACACACACACACACACAUACACACACACACACACACACACACACACACACAGACACACACAGACACACACACACACACACACACACAGACACACACACACACACGCAAAAAGAAACGAACCCUGUUGCCCAAUGGGAAAUUGAUUUUUAGAAUGUUUAAAUGAUUUUUUAUGACAGUUUUGCUCGCAGUUUUAAAACAACCAGGAUAAAUAUUAAUGCACUUUAAUGAGGUUGGGAGUUGUAGUUUUUCCUCUCUAUAGUUGUAGUACAUUAAAUACCCACAAAGUCAAAUCUACAUUUUUUACAUGUUGAAUUUGUAGUCGUUUGCUACAUUUUCGUUGC